GCCUUGAGACAGAGGAGCAGUGGAGGAGGCUUUUAACGUUCAGCUGAUGCAACAACUUGGCAGACGGAGGCUCAGAGCACCUAGAGUUCCUCCUGCGAGAUAAACAGAACUGCAACGAGUCUGAAUGAGGGAGAUUAAUGUUGAAGGACGAAGUCCCUGCGAAAGACCUCCUCAAGCCAUCAAGGCCUUUUGAUCUCCCCUUCGAGGGCCAGCGGGCCAAUCAGACCCGCACUUGCAGACGUCACGAGGCCAAAGCGACGAGCUGAUUGGUGGGAGCGUGGAGGGGGGACAGCCCUUGUCCUUUUAUAGACGACCCCGUGCAGCGCGUAAAGGCUACUGGGCACCGCUGACAGCGCAGAGACGCAUAUUGGAUACUGUACACCUCGGCGACUCCAUUCCUCCUAACGGGCCACACGGAGGUGCAUGGCCCCAUCCCCUCGUGUCACGAUGAAUCCUGUGCAGGGGUCGCCGUCCCAGGACGCCAAACAGCUUCAUCAGAGUGAGGAGACGGAUACGGAGGGCGAGGAUCUGCAGCCUAAAGACAUGACCACUGAGAAAGGAUACAAACCCCAGCGGAGCAGCCUCGCGUUUAGCGUCGAGUCGUUGAUUUCCAAGAAGACCACCUGUCGGACUUCCUAUUCCCCCACAGAUUUAGCUGUGGCCCUGCCGAAACCCGCGGCCGGGCAAGGCGUGCAGUUCUCUCCAAGGACUCUUUACGCGGAGAGCAAGGUUUCCGCGGAGAGCUCGCAGGGUGUUUCCAGCAGUUCCAGCGAGGACAGCCCGCAGUUAAGUGAGAAAGAGCAGAGCACUUGGUACCAGACGUCCUCCCUUUCUACUCCGCCACGGAGCUCAAGUCCAAAUCAGUGUACUUUAAGGAAACACAAAAACAACAGGAAACCUCGCACGCCCUUCACUACCUCCCAGCUGCUGGCGCUGGAGCGCAAAUUUCGCCAGAAGCAGUACCUCUCCAUCGCCGAGAGAGCCGAGUUCUCCAACUCGCUCAACCUGACGGAGACUCAGGUCAAAAUUUGGUUUCAGAACAGGAGGGCCAAAGCCAAGAGACUGCAGGAGGCCGAGCUGGAAAAGUAUAAACUGGCCUCCAAGCCCAUGCUGCCCGCCUUCGCGCUGCCGCUCCCCCUCGGAGCGCACAUGGGCUCUCCAACAUGGGGCCCGUCAAACGCCUUCCCGAGGCACAGUCUGCCGGUACCAGGACUGUUCGGCGGACCUGUCACUUAUGGGAUGUAUUAUUUGUCUUAGUAGUGCUGCGUGUGUAUGUGGCUGAUUUUAAGAGAAAAAUAAUGUAUUCUUUCAUGGUCGCAAAACACUUAUAAACGAGGAUGAUGCGCUUUCUUCACAGUUUUAUAUUCGGAGUUUAGAGAAUUUUUCUGAAUUAAUUUCGGGACACAUUUUGAUAUGUAAUUGUGUGCGUAAUCAGACUGAGCGAGUUCACCUGCUCUCCUCAUUUUAAGACAGUUCUGUGGGUUGUGCAUCCACAGGCCUAAAUUGCUGAGGCGAUACUCCAAAAACAAAUGUCAGGUUUUUAACCAACAUGCCUUACAUAUCUCACUCCAGCGCUUCCACCGUGCUCCGCAGUUUGUGAACGUGGACAUUCAAAGUGUGUCCAGACAUGAAGGCGAUGAUCUACUGAAGCGCAGGUUCGAAAGCAACAGAAAAGUACUUAAAUGAUGUCAGUGCCUUAAGACCGGUGUAUCACUUGAAGUAUUUCUCCUCAUUCAGCAUCGACUGUUUCUGGUAAAACUGCAUUUUGCCAGAGUUGCUGUUUGAAUGUUUGUAUUUCCUUUUACAGCAUCGCGAUUUCUACAUUUUUGUAUGGAGCAAAAAUUAUACUUUAGAAAAACACGUGUAUUAGAUAUUUUUUUUACUCUCACAUCGUGGCCUUUAUGGGAGUGAUGAUAGAUUUUCUUUGAGGAAUGUUGCUGUAAAUGUAAAUACAAUGUGUGGUGUUCAUAAAGCCCUGCAGCCUCGUUUGAAGAGCAGCAGGAAAUGUGGUAUUUAUUGAAUAUCUUUGUAUCUGUACUGUGUACAUGCAUCACUCUAUCCAAAUGUUCAGUUACUUGUAAAAACUGAUUUUAGUAAAUAAACAUUAUA
This is a messenger RNA of Anarrhichthys ocellatus (wolf-eel), 2109 nucleotides long. Its product is annotated as homeobox protein MSH-C-like. Gene Ontology annotation, cellular component: nucleus. The record is from RefSeq and is a predicted model, not a curated record. The coding region runs from base 424 to 1257 and encodes 277 amino acids. The transcript has 4 exons. Lineage: Eukaryota; Metazoa; Chordata; Actinopteri; Perciformes; Anarhichadidae. Gene Ontology annotation, molecular function: RNA polymerase II transcription regulatory region sequence-specific DNA binding; DNA-binding transcription factor activity, RNA polymerase II-specific. Gene Ontology annotation, biological process: regulation of transcription by RNA polymerase II; embryonic morphogenesis.